GCCGCCGCCGGGCACGAAAGGAGAAGGGGAUCAGGAGAGGUCGAAGACGCCGUAGGCGAGAAGUGCGGGGCAAGAGGAGCAGGCAGAGGAGAGAGCGACCCUCAUGCGACCUGCGUGAACGAUUGACGACUGGCUCGACGCAGAGAAGCUGAGUGCAGGGAGCUAGCUUGAGUCGUUGUGUACGAGGAACGAGAGGAGGAGGAUGACGAUGAGUGGUUGAUCCCCCCCUUCUCGCUGCCUACUCUCUGUUGUCCUUCUCUUCCUGCAUUACCACUCUUCCUUGUCUUGAGAUCAUCAUCACCCUCUUUUGAGCUCGCAUCUCUAUCUCACCCUGAUCACGUACACGGCGCGCACCCAAAGGCAGCAACCACAUUCCCUCGACACGCCAUCCUUUCACGCAUCGCGCUCAUUUACUCGUACGCCCAUCCGCCCUACCACGACGCGAUGCCAUACCUCCAACAUCUCAGCAAGCGCCAAGGCGCCCUCACAGGUGUGACGAGCGGCGCGAGUGACGCAGGUAGGAAGGGAUACAACUCAGUGAAAGAUGCCACUUCCUCCCUCUCCACCGGCCAGAUAGCAGGCGCGAUCGUAGCCAUCGUCGUUGGCUUUGGCUUGAUUUGCUUCAUGCUCUGGUACCUCUGCACCCGUCGUCUACGUCAACGCUCCCGCCUCAAUGCAUCGGAGCACGGUUCUGACAGGCCGAUGAUGACUCGCUCCCCCGCGGGUGCCGCAGGUCCUGGAGGAAGAUCGACCCCACUGCAGCCGUACGGCUUUACGGGCUUUGGUGGGGGAAACGACAAUAGGCAAGUGAGGUACAGCAAGAGGCCGGCGAAUGGGGCUGCUGCGGGUGGAGCGAUUCGUGGCAGGGACUAUGAUGCUGGUAGCGACCUCAGUCAAAGCACCGAGGCGCUCACGUCGCCACAGCCUAUCAGGAGCGACAGCAGGUUGGAUGCCCUGGAUGGUGGGAAGACAGGAGGCUGGAGGAACCCGUCGCCAACGGCAGGAGGUGCCAAGGCGGGGAGGGCUUCGAGGAGCUACGCUCAGAUCUGAGCGAUGACGUUGUGGUAUAACCUCGGUCUCGUCUCGCCGUGUACAUGUAUUACUAGCUUUCGGUCUCGAUCGUUCCUGUCUCGCUCCUGUUGUCUCAUUCCAGUCUCUACCUCUCGCCCUCUUCGAGCAUAAUUCACGCUCUGUCCCACUCUUGUCGUCUGUCGCGCUCAGCUAGCCAGAUGCUUGAGCACAGCUUCGGCUGUCUCCUUGGGCCUCGUCACCACGAUGAAAUGAUCACCGCCUGG
Molecule: messenger RNA, 1295 nt
Organism: Jaminaea rosea
Lineage: Eukaryota; Fungi; Basidiomycota; Exobasidiomycetes; Microstromatales
Exons: 2
Coding region: 445-1050 (201 amino acids)
Source: RefSeq, a predicted model, not a curated record